AUCCAACCAGAAGAAAGAGAGAGAGAGAGAGAAUCAAAUUUACAGAAGAAGGAGAAGCGACAGCGAGAGAAAAGCAGAGGCACCGAAGUAACUAACCAAAGCCUCCAUGGCCUCUCUAACCGCAAUGGCUGUUGCGCAACCAGCGACCAUCAAGGGCCUCGGCGCCAGCUCUCUGCACGGCGCUAAGCUCUCCGUUCGUCCCCCCGGCAGAGUUUCUACACGCUCCAGCAGAAGAUCUACUGAUUCCGUGGUGGCCAAGUACGGAGACAAGAGCGUGUACUUUGAUCUCGAGGACAUCGGCAACACGACUGGCCAGUGGGAUCUGUAUGGCUCCGAUGCGCCUUCUCCUUACAACCCCCUUCAGAGCAAAUUCUUUGAGACGUUUGCAGCUCCUUUCACCAAGAGGGGUUUGCUGCUCAAGUUCUUGAUACUCGGAGGAGGCUCCUUGCUCGCGUAUCUCAGCUCCACAGCCUCAGGCGACAUACUGCCCAUCAAGAAAGGGCCUCAGCUCCCACCGAAGCUUGGUCCACGUGGAAAGAUAUAACUAAUAUCGACACAGUAAUUCUCGAUGUGUUUUCCCGCUUGUGUUGUUGAUAUGUACUUCCCAAUCGAGUUUGUAAGUAUUGACCUUCUUAAUCGCUGUACCGAGUAAAUCUGAAAGUUUGAGCAUGUUUCUCUUUACAGCAGCAAGUCUUUUAUUUUA
Messenger RNA from Asparagus officinalis (garden asparagus), 703 nucleotides. Its product is annotated as photosystem I reaction center subunit VI, chloroplastic-like. NCBI's taxonomy places the organism in Eukaryota, Viridiplantae, Streptophyta, Magnoliopsida, Asparagales, Asparagaceae. The record is from RefSeq and is a predicted model, not a curated record. Gene Ontology annotation, cellular component: photosystem I reaction center; chloroplast thylakoid membrane; photosystem I. The coding region runs from base 107 to 544 and encodes 145 amino acids. Gene Ontology annotation, biological process: photosynthesis. The transcript is spliced from 3 exons.